Messenger RNA from Esox lucius (northern pike), 6211 nucleotides. Its product is annotated as collagen alpha-1(II) chain. Gene Ontology annotation, molecular function: protein binding; extracellular matrix structural constituent. The coding region runs from base 248 to 4726 and encodes 1492 amino acids. NCBI's taxonomy places the organism in Eukaryota, Metazoa, Chordata, Actinopteri, Esociformes, Esocidae. The transcript is spliced from 51 exons. The record is from RefSeq and is a predicted model, not a curated record. Gene Ontology annotation, cellular component: collagen type II trimer.
UGAUAUUUGGGAAUAUACGAAGAUUCAUUGAAGGCAACGGACACAUAAAACUGCAGUGCCUGACCCGACGCAGGCCGGUACUAAGUUUCUGCAGGGGUCUGGGUCUGGAUUUCUUUGGGAAGGUGGUUGAAUGUAUGGUUCGACUCUGUAACUGGGAACACAUAAACUAAGAAGAGAGAAGCCGCCGUCCGUUCUCUUCGUCCCUUCUUUUUCUCCCCCAAAAGCCCUGCAUGUCUAACAUUUAGACAUGUUCAGCUUGGUGGAUUCGAGGACUGUAUUGCUACUUGUAGCAACACAAUGCGUUCUAUUAGCCGUUGUUAAAUGUCAGGACGAAGACCUGUCAGAGGAUGUAGGCAGCUGUAUUCAGGACGGACAGAGCUAUAGCGACAAGGACGUGUGGAAACCAGAGCCGUGCCGCAUUUGCGUGUGCGACACAGGAACUGUCCUGUGCGACGAAAUAAUCUGCGAGGAGCUUAAAGACUGCCCCAAACCAGAAAUCCCUUUCGGAGAGUGUUGCCCCAUCUGCGUGCGAGAAGGGGAAGCUCCCUCAAGCGGGUCACCUGGAGCUAAGGGUCAGAAAGGUGAACCAGGAGACAUCACAGAUGUUGUUGGACCAAGAGGACCAGGAGGCCCCAUGGGCCCCCCAGGAGAGCAGGGACCACGCGGGCCCAGAGGAGAUAAAGGAGACAAGGGCAGCCCCGGACCCCGAGGCAGGGAUGGCGAGCCCGGUACCCCCGGUAACCCCGGACCCCCAGGACCCCCAGGACCCAAUGGGCCCCCCGGCCUUGGAGGAAACUUUGCUGCUCAGAUGGCGGGAGGAUUCGACGAAAAGUCUGGCGGUGCACAGAUGGGCGUGAUGCAAGGACCAAUGGGACCCAUGGGUCCUCGUGGACCCCCUGGCCCCUCUGGAGCUCCUGGUCCACAAGGUUUCCAAGGCAACCCUGGAGAGGCUGGGGAGCCCGGAUCAGCUGGCCCCCUGGGUCCCCGCGGCCCCCCUGGACCCUCUGGCAAACCUGGAGAUGAUGGUGAGGCUGGCAAACCCGGAAAAUCUGGUGAGCGUGGACCUGCUGGCCCCCAGGGGGCUCGUGGAUUCCCAGGAACUCCUGGUCUGCCCGGAAUCAAGGGACACAGAGGGUAUCCAGGUCUGGAUGGAUCCAAGGGGGAGGGCGGGGCAGCUGGUGCUAAGGGAGAGUCUGGCGCUCCCGGGGAGAAUGGCGCUCCUGGACCAAUGGGACCUCGUGGCCUGCCCGGUGAGAGAGGUCGUCCUGGGCCCUCUGGUGCUGCUGGUGCCCGCGGUAACGAUGGUUUGCCUGGACCUGCCGGACCUCCUGGCCCGGUUGGCCCUGCUGGUGCUCCAGGCUUCCCCGGCUCUCCAGGUUCCAAGGGAGAAGCUGGCCCUACUGGUGCUCGCGGACCUGAGGGCGCACAAGGACCCCGCGGAGAGUCAGGAACCCCCGGAUCUCCUGGACCUGCUGGCGCAUCUGGUAAUCCUGGUACUGAUGGCAUUGGUGGAGCUAAAGGAUCAGCUGGUGCCCCUGGUAUUGCUGGCGCCCCUGGUUUCCCCGGACCCCGUGGCCCUCCCGGACCUCAGGGAGCCACUGGACCUCUAGGACCCAAGGGAACAUCUGGUGACCCUGGUAUCCCAGGGUUCAAGGGUGAGGCUGGACCCAAGGGAGAGAUUGGGCCUGCUGGGCCCCAGGGAGCUCUUGGCCCUGCAGGAGAGGAGGGAAAGAGGGGACCUAGAGGAGAGCCCGGUGCUGCUGGACCUCUUGGACCACCCGGAGAGAGAGGCGCCCCUGGCAACCGUGGUUUUCCAGGUCAGGAUGGUCUGGCCGGUCCCAAGGGAGCCCCUGGCGAGCGUGGGGUUGGAGGUGUGUCUGGCCCUAAGGGAGCUGGCGGAGAUCCUGGGCGGCCUGGCGAGCCCGGUCUUCCUGGAGCCAGAGGUCUCACUGGUCGCCCAGGGGAUGCAGGUCCUCAAGGCAAAGUUGGACCUGGUGGUGCUGCUGGUGAGGACGGUCGUCCCGGACCCCCUGGGCCAAUGGGAGCCCGUGGUCAGCCCGGUGUCAUGGGAUUCCCGGGGCCCAAGGGAGCCAAUGGUGAGCCUGGGAAAGGAGGAGAGAAGGGACUCCUUGGUGCCCCAGGUCUGAGAGGUCUUCCAGGAAAGGAUGGUGAGACUGGAGCAGCUGGUCCUCCCGGCCCUGCUGGCCCAGCUGGAGAGAGAGGUGAGCAGGGACAACCUGGACCCUCUGGCUUCCAGGGUCUGCCAGGACCUCCCGGCCCCCCUGGCGAGGGGGGAAAGCCUGGUGACAUGGGAGUUCCCGGAGAGGGUGGAGCCGCUGGCGCCACUGGGCCAAGAGGCGAGCGCGGCUUCCCCGGGGAGAGAGGAGGCGCUGGGCCUCAGGGUCUGCAGGGACCCCGUGGACUGCCCGGGACCCCCGGAACAGACGGACCCAAGGGAGCGAUCGGACCUGGUGGUGCUACAGGUGCCCAGGGACCCCCUGGUCUGCAGGGUAUGCCCGGAGAGAGAGGAGCCUCAGGGAUCCCUGGACCUAAGGGAGACAGAGGUGACAACGGUGAGAAAGGACCCGAGGGGGCUUCUGGCAAAGACGGAUCGAGAGGUUUGACUGGUCCAAUUGGUCCUCCUGGCCCAGCUGGUCCCAAUGGAGAGAAGGGUGAAUCUGGUCCCUCUGGACCUUCUGGUGCUGCCGGUGCCCGUGGUGCUCCUGGUGACAGGGGUGAGACUGGACCUCCUGGACCUGCUGGCUUCGCUGGGCCUCCAGGUGCUGAUGGUCAGCCUGGAGCCAAGGGAGAGCAAGGAGAAGGAGGACAGAAAGGAGACGCCGGUGCCCCCGGACCCCAGGGACCCUCUGGAGCCCCUGGACCUUCUGGACCGACGGGUGUUUCCGGACCUAAAGGUGCUCGCGGUGCUCAGGGACCCCCUGGUGCUACUGGUUUCCCUGGUGCUGCUGGUAGAGUGGGGCCCCCAGGUCCCAAUGGUAACCCUGGUGCUGCUGGACCCGCCGGGCCUGCUGGGAAAGACGGUCCUAAGGGAGUCCGUGGAGACGGUGGACCUCCAGGCAGACAGGGAGACGCUGGGCUUCGUGGAUCCGCGGGAGCACCUGGCGAGAAGGGAGAUGCUGGAGAGGAUGGUCCCCCUGGUCCUGGCGGCCCCCCUGGUCCUUCAGGUUUGGCUGGGCAGCGUGGCAUUGUGGGUCUCCCUGGGCAGCGUGGAGAAAGAGGUUUCCCUGGCCUGCCUGGACCCUCUGGUGAGCCCGGAAAGCAAGGAGCCCCAGGUGGGAGCGGAGACCGUGGACCUCCCGGCCCCGUCGGACCUCCAGGCCUGACAGGACCUGCUGGGGAGCCUGGUAGAGAGGGCAACGCCGGUUCCGAUGGACCUCCGGGUAGAGAUGGAGCAACCGGAGUCAAGGGCGACCGCGGUAACACCGGUCCUGUCGGAGCUCCCGGCGCCCCCGGUACUACAGGCGCGCCAGGUCCCGUCGGCCCCACCGGCAAGCAGGGAGACAGGGGAGAGUCUGGUGCCCAAGGACCUGCGGGGCCUGCCGGGCCUGCUGGAGCCAGAGGAAUGGCUGGACCCCAGGGACCCCGUGGAGACAAGGGUGAGACCGGGGAGGCCGGAGAGAGAGGACAGAAAGGACACAGAGGAUUCACUGGUCUGCAGGGUCUGCCUGGACCUCCUGGUCAAGCUGGGGACCAGGGUGCAUCUGGACCUGCUGGACCAAGUGGAUCAAGAGGACCACCCGGACCCGUCGGUCCAUCCGGAAAAGACGGUUCUAACGGUAUGCCCGGCCCCAUUGGACCCCCCGGACCUCGAGGACGCUCUGGAGAGACUGGUCCCGCUGGUCCCCCUGGAAACUCUGGACCCCCCGGCCCCCCUGGUCCUCCUGGCCCUGGGAUCGACAUGUCUGCGUUCUCUGGCAUGACCCAGAUCGAGAAGUCCCCCGAUCCCCUGAGGUACAUGAGGGCCGACCAGGCCUCUGGAAACCUCAGGACACAUGAUGCGGAGGUGGACGCCACCCUCAAGUCCCUCAACAGCCAGAUCGAGAACAUCCGCUCCCCCGAGGGUUCCAAGAAGAACCCUGCGCGUACCUGCAGGGACCUGAAGCUGUGCCACCCCGACUGGAAGAGCGGAGAGUACUGGAUCGACCCUAACCAGGGAUGCAGCAUUGAUGCCAUCAAGGUGUACUGCAACAUGGAGACCGGCGAGUCCUGUGUCCAUCCCAAGCCCGCCAGCAUCCCCAAGAAGAGCUGGUGGUCCAGCAAGAGCAAGGCCGCCAAACACGUCUGGUUCGGAGAGACCAUGAGCGGAGGCUUCCACUUCAGCUACGGAGAUGACAGCCUGGCUGCCAACACGGCCAGCAUCCAGAUGACCUUCCUGCGCCUCCUGUCCACCGAGGCCAGCCAGAGCCUCACCUACCACUGCAAGAACAGCGUGGCCUACAUGGACGCUGCCACCGGCAACCUGAAGAAGGCCCUGCUCCUCCAGGGCUCCAACGACGUGGAGAUCAGAGCCGAGGGCAACAGCCGCUUCACCUACAGCGUCGUUGAGGACGGCUGCACGAAACACACAGGAGACUGGGGCAAGACGGUGAUCGAGUACCGGUCACAGAAGACCAGCCGCCUGCCCGUUGUAGACAUUGCCCCCAUGGAUAUUGGAGGAGCAGACCAGGAGUUUGGAGUCGAUGUUGGCCCAGUCUGCUUCUUGUAAACAAAGGGGGAUGAAAAAGAAGGAAAGCGGAGUAAAAAUAAAAAUAUAGAUGAGAGAAACACACACUUCUAUCAAAAAAAAUGAAAGAGAGAAAGAUCAAGACACUUUUUAAAAAAAAAAAAAAUAACUGGACUUUUUUCUAAGUAAAAAGUGAUUUUUCCAACUAAGUCGUACUCCUAGGAUGUCUGCACUGAAUGACACCGGCAACAAUCAUCUGUGAUCUCAUCUGUGAUCUCAUCGCCUUCCAGUCUCCCUCCAUCAGACCCUCCUGACACGGAGCCCUCCCUCCCUCCCUCCACCCCCCCCACCCCCCCCUGUUUCUUCCACCCCCACCCUGAGAGAACCUCCCCGCUAACAAGAAGACACGAGGGAAGAGGAGGAGGAAGGAGAGGAGGAGGGAGGAGAGGAGGAGGUGGCAGGCCAGAGCAUGAAAGAAAGAUGGCGGAGUUGGUGUUAUUUAUUUAUUGUUACGGUGUGGGUCCCAGGUGUGUAAGGACUGUGUGUGUUACCUUGCUAAAAGGCCCCACGCACAACAACAUACAUUAUAUCAGUUCCCCCCUCCCCUGUUUCCUCCAUUCCAUACCUACUGUCACCCCAAGCCCAUCCCAAACGUUGUAUGAAAUCGAAACCAAAUGUCUAGCUGUUUAAUAAGUCCAGGUGUUCCUACUUCUGCCACCAAACCAGCGUGUUUCAGAAGGUUUCUGUGUAUUAUAAUAAAGUCAAAUGGUGCUAUUGUUGUAAAACAAGUCUGUGUUUUUUAAUGACCAGAAAAUGCUAUGUUGGUGAUGUAUAUAAUGUAUAUGUAUGUGUGUGUAUACAUAUAUAUAUAUAUUUAUAUACAGUUGUCAGAGAUGGCAUUUCACACUGAAAUUAUAUUUCAGAGUGGUAAAUGUCGCUGCCCCGUAUCUCCCCAAAUCCAAACGUCCUUCUUCGAUGUCCAAGGAAACAGAAAAGCAUGUUCAUUGUUUUUAAGAGACAUGUUCAAUUUGGAAUCAAUCCCAGCUUUAAAGUUUUUUUGGUUUGUUUUUGUUUUCUUUUGUUUUUAUUAUAAUAUUUUAAGCUACCUCAAGCAACAAAAAAAAGAAACAGCAAGUAAUGACCUGUAACCCCCCCCAAGGUGCCCUUUGACCCUUACCUAUCCCACUCCACUUCCUCCCAUAAGCCCAACUGUCCCCUCACACAGGAAGUGCCCUCUGCCCUGGCAGGAAGUACCCCUGCUCAGGUUGUGUGCCCUAUGAACAGGACAUGUCCCUCAGGAGGAAUGGAGCGGGGCUGUUAGACUUGGUUGAAUUCCUUCUCACAGGCAGACCCGAGAGAGUGAUGUCACUAUUAGACCAUCCAUCACUCCUUGAACACAGGGGGGUCCUGACUAUAUGACAGGGGCAGGGCGUGCGUUCAUUUGUGAGGGUGUGUAUAUUUUUUUUAUUAUUAAUAAUAAUAUUAUUAUUAUUGUUAAUAAUAAUGGCAUUAUUAUUAAAUAUGAUG